Hibiscus syriacus is the source of this 1664-nucleotide messenger RNA. RefSeq names its product ethanolamine-phosphate cytidylyltransferase-like. The coding region runs from base 227 to 1474 and encodes 415 amino acids. The transcript is spliced from 10 exons. NCBI's taxonomy places the organism in Eukaryota, Viridiplantae, Streptophyta, Magnoliopsida, Malvales, Malvaceae. Gene Ontology annotation, molecular function: ethanolamine-phosphate cytidylyltransferase activity. The record is from RefSeq and is a predicted model, not a curated record. Gene Ontology annotation, cellular component: cytoplasm. Gene Ontology annotation, biological process: phosphatidylethanolamine biosynthetic process.
GCUCUUUGUCAGAAAUCCGUGGUACAGAAGCAAAAAAGAAAAUUGAAAAAAAAAAACAAAAGGGAAAAGAAAGAACAAAGGAGGAGGAGAAAGAAAAGGAGGAGACACGAACACUACGGAAACCAAAAGUAAAAGAAAAAAAGGGGGUAAAGAUUCGUUCUAUCAUCUUCUCAUAUCCCAAUUCCUAUGAUAUUUGGGUUUUGUGUCUCCUCGAAUUUGAAGAGAAAUGACAAUGGAAUAUGAGACUAACAAUUGGAUUUGGGAUUGGUUGUAUAGCUCUACGCAUCUGUUUGGCGGUUUAAUGGUAACAGCUGCCUUGCUUGGGUUUUCCACUUCUUAUUUUGGUGGGAUUGGAGUUUUUCCUUCUUACGGUUUGUCGAAUUUUGGGAUCUUUCUCAAGAAGAAACGUGAGAGGAAGCGCAUACGGGUUUACAUGGAUGGAUGCUUUGAUCUCAUGCAUUAUGGACAUGCUAAUGCUUUGAGGCAAGCUAAAGCUUUAGGGGAUGAAUUAGUUGUGGGUAUUGUGAGUGACGAGGAGAUUGUUACAAAUAAAGGCCCUCCUGUUCUAUCCAUGGAAGAGAGGCUGGCACUUGUCAGUGGAUUGAAGUGGGUGGAUCAAGUAAUAGCAAAUGCCCCCUAUGCAAUUACUGAGAAGUUCAUGAACACUCUGUUCAAUGAGCAUAAGAUUGACUACAUAAUACAUGGUGAUGAUCCUUGCCUUCUCCCAGACGGAACUGAUGCUUAUGCCUUAGCAAAGAAAGCUGGCCACUACAAGCAGAUUAAGCGCACUGAAGGUGUCUCCAGCACGGAUAUUGUAGGAAGAAUACUUUCUUCUAUGAAGGAUAAUAAAAGCUCUGAGGGAGAUUCAGGCAAAAGACAACAAUCACAGAGGAGUCAGCUUUCUCAAUUUCUACCAACAUCCCGGCGGAUUGUGCAAUUCUCAAAUGGAAAGGGUCCUGGACCAAAUGCUCGUAUUGUCUACAUUGAUGGGGCAUUCGAUCUCUUUCAUGCAGGGCAUGUGGAGAUCCUCAAGAAGGCAAGGCAGCUUGGAGACUUUUUGCUAGUUGGUAUCCAUGCUGACCAUAUUGUGAGUGAGCAAAGGGGAAUACCCUAUCCGAUUAUGCAUUUACUUGAGCGCACUCUUAGUGUAAUAGCUUGUCGUUAUGUCGAUGAAGUAAUCAUUGGUGCACCGUGGGGAGUUACAAAGGACAUGAUUACAACAUUCAACAUUUCAUUGGUAGUGCACGGGACAAUUUCAGAGAGUAACACUUUGUUGCCUGGUGAAACCGAUCCAUAUGCAGUUCCCAAAGGCACGGGAAUUUUUCGGAUACUUGAAAGCCCUAAAAGUAUAACCACAAGUUCGGUAGCCCAAAGGAUAGUUGCCAAUCACGAGGCUUACUUGAAACGCAACGCGAAGAAGACGCAGAGUGAAAAAAAAUACUACGAAGAGAAAGCUUAUGUUGUGGGAGACUAGGAUAUGGAGUACUAUUGUUAGGUGGUAGCAAAUUUGAUUCAGCUCUUCAUGCAGCCUUGACCAUGUCGAAUAUGAUGAUAAGAAGACCCGACAUUGGAAGACAUCGUUACCAGAAACUUCCAAACAAAGUUUUUUUGAUCUUUUAUUAUUUAUUAUUACCAUCAUCAUUAUUAAUUUUGCAUCUUUUUUU